This is a messenger RNA of Exophiala dermatitidis NIH/UT8656, 2311 nucleotides long. RefSeq names its product ubiquinone biosynthesis monooxygenase Coq6. Gene Ontology annotation, molecular function: 2-octaprenyl-6-methoxyphenol hydroxylase activity; oxidoreductase activity, acting on paired donors, with incorporation or reduction of molecular oxygen, NAD(P)H as one donor, and incorporation of one atom of oxygen; FAD binding. Gene Ontology annotation, cellular component: mitochondrion. The coding region runs from base 160 to 1923 and encodes 587 amino acids. Gene Ontology annotation, biological process: ubiquinone biosynthetic process. Lineage: Eukaryota; Fungi; Ascomycota; Eurotiomycetes; Chaetothyriales; Herpotrichiellaceae. The transcript has 2 exons. The record is from RefSeq and is a predicted model, not a curated record.
CUAAUUAGCCCGGCUUCGAUUGCAUUAACCGACAGCAGCAUCCAUCUACAGGCGGGACCAAGAUUCACAAUCAUAGGCAUACAGUCUUUUCAGAGGCACUUUCGAAGAACCGUGAUCCUCGUGCGAAGAAACUAGGCCUCUGGCCUCCCGACUCUGGCAAUGCCAGCUAACCUCCACCUCCUCCCCGUCACGACGAGGCGUGUCGCUGCCCCGACUAGUAUCUGCGCGCAGUGUCGGAUAGCCUUGUCGUCGUUGAAUCCGUCAAAACGAAGGAGAUUUUCGUCAGCUCCUCCUUUUGGUCUUGCGUCCACGUCUUCAUCUCCAUCUUCUUCUUCAUCCACGUCGGGAGCUUCUACUUCUCCCUCCACCACUAGUACACCAGAAAUCUACGAUGUUGUGACCGUCGGUGGCGGUCCGGCUGGGCUGGCUUUACUCGCUGCACUAAAAUCAUCGCCAAUCACAUCCCACCUAAAAACGGCAUUAAUCGAAACCCAAGACCUAGCCAAAGUCCGCCAAUGGAGCCUUCCAUCGGACAAAUUCGCCAACCGGGCCAGCAGUCUAACGCCAUCGUCGGUCUCGUUUCUCGAACAGACCGGAUCAUGGCGACACGUCGACCAGACUCGGAUCCAGCCGUACGACGAAAUGCAAGUCUGGGACGCGGCCAACGACGCGGCCAUGCAAUUCGAUUGGCGGGCCGAAGCGCGACGGUACAAUGCGCCGCCACAGACCGUGGCCACCAUGGUUGAGAACGCCAACUUGACCAAAGGCUUGCUUGAACGCAUUUUUGAGCUGGGCGCCGAAUUGUCUUUGUUGUCAAACACCAGUGUGGCAGGCAUGACUAUGGGCAAGGACGAUCCUGACGGGUUCAAUUUGUCCACGUGGCCUGUGUUGAAUCUGGAAUCAAAGGAAAAUACUAACGCCGGUCCCAACUCCUCCUCUCCACCGUCGUCGAUUGCGGCGCGUCUCCUCGUCGGCGCCGACGGAUUCAACUCGCCCGUGCGCAAGUUUUCGGCCAUCGACUCUCAGGGCUGGGACUAUAACCGGCACGGCGUUGUCGCCACCUUGACGGUGCAACCUAUCGAUGGUGAAAGCCAUAGCCACGACCACGAGACCGAGCUCACCCUUGAUCAACUCCUCAGCGAUGAUCUUGAGGCACCCUCCAACCGCGCGACGGCAUACCAACGAUUCUUACCUCAACUGGGCGGCCCCAUCGCCAUAUUGCCAUUACCCAACAACCGUGCAUCCAUGGUAUGGUCCACGACGCCGCAAAACGCGGCCUACCUCAAACAACUCGAUCCCCUGGGUCAGGUGUCGAUGAUCAACGCGGCUCUACGACUGUCCCAAGUCGAUAUAAAGUACAUGUUCACCCUGCCAACUACGAGCAACGACUCCGCUUCGCCUCACGAUUCCGAACUCCGCUGGCGUCUUCAACACACAUCACCACCCUCUCUGUCAAGACAACCUCCCAUUGUUACCGGCGUGCAAGAAGGGUCACUGGCUUCAUUUCCCCUACGCUUCCGCCACGCGAGCCGGCUAAUCAACCCGCGCGUCGCUCUCGUCGGCGAUGCCGCACAUACUGUCCACCCGCUCGCCGGGCAGGGAUUGAAUCUCGGUCUAGCGGACGCGAAAUCGCUCGCUGACACAAUUGCCUAUGCUGUCACACAUGGCAUGGAUCUAGGUGAUCUCAUGACUUUGGAAAGGUAUGGCCGUGAUAGAUUUGGUAAGGGUCUGUUGAUGGCUGGUGGGGUUGAUGCGCUGAACUCGGUGUAUCAGCUGGAUAAUAACUAUGUACUAAGUGGUGGUGAGUCCGGUGAUGGGAUCUUGUCUACUGUUCUGGGUCAGAUUAGGGGGUUGGGCAUGAAAGUGGUUGAUAGUGGGGUGGUGCCGGGGUUGAAGAAUUUGAUUAUGAAGCAGGCGAAUUGAUUGGAUAUGGCUCUUCGAGACGAGUGAAGAAGAGAAUUCAAGAGAAAGAAAAUGCAAUUGCGAAAAAGGUUGGAUUGGACGGGAGUCAAACAGCACAAAAGGUGUGUGUAUGCGUGGGUGAAGCAAGCUAUUGUAUAGAACUGAAGAUGGACUGAAAAAGCGAGUGAAGUAUCCGGGAAGCAAGGAUAUUUUUGCGGGACGGGGAAAUUCAGGCUAAGGUAGUCUUGCAGCGGAGGCUCCGUUUCAGAAAGAAAGGCCAUCUACCUGUAGUGUGUAUGUCUUUCCUCCGCCCGGCGUUCAAUAUGCUCAAGGGCGGAAGGGAGAGGUUCAUCCUCCUAUAUGGUCUAGUGUACCGUCUACAUCUGUUCAAAUUAUACACUACUGCCGA